AUGGCCCAUAAGGUUCAGGGUGUUGUAGCGGAAUCUAGGGGAGCGCCGGUCAAGCUCACCACCAUAAACGUUCCCGAUCCGGGCCCCGGCGAGGCCCUGGUCCGGGUGCAGGCAUGCGGCGUUUGCCACACCGACCUCCACUACCGCGAGGGCGCAAUCAACGACGACUUCCCCUUCCUCUUGGGACAUGAGGCAGCGGGGGUGGUCGAGAGCGUCGGCCCCGACGUGGACAACGUGGCCCCCGGCGAUUUCGUCGUCCUUGCCUGGCGCGCACCCUGCGGUACCUGCCGCUCCUGCGUCCGCGGCCGCCCCUGGUACUGCUUCGACAGCCACAACGCUACCCAGCCAAUGACCACGGCCGACGGCAAGCCCCUCUCGCCUGCCUUGGGCAUCGGCGCCUUCACUGAGCUGACCCUAGUAGCCGCCGGCCAGGCUGUAAAAGUCCCCGCAGAAGCCAGCCCCGCCGCCGCCGGUCUCAUCGGCUGCGGCAUCAUGGCCGGCCUGGGUGCUGCCGUGAACACCGGCGGCGUCAGCCGCGGAGACUCCGUGGCCGUGUUCGGAUGCGGUGGCGUCGGCGACGCUGCCAUCGCAGGGUCAAAGCUCGCCGGAGCCCACACCAUCAUCGCUAUCGACAUCGACGACCGCAAGCUGGAAUGGGCCCCGCGAGUUCGGCGCCACCCACACCAUCAACGCCCGCAACACUGA
Molecule: messenger RNA, 705 nt
Organism: Geodia barretti
Lineage: Eukaryota; Metazoa; Porifera; Demospongiae; Tetractinellida; Geodiidae
Source: the annotation of a GenBank genome assembly